This is a messenger RNA of Limulus polyphemus (Atlantic horseshoe crab), 1828 nucleotides long. Its product is annotated as DNA translocase FtsK-like. The coding region runs from base 89 to 898 and encodes 269 amino acids. The transcript has 4 exons. The record is from RefSeq and is a predicted model, not a curated record. Lineage: Eukaryota; Metazoa; Arthropoda; Merostomata; Xiphosura; Limulidae.
UCCAAAGAAACAUGAAGAAGAUGAGAUUAGGUUUUCUGGAUUGAGAAGAAACCCCUUUCCCUCUCCAGCUUUCCAGGCAAUUCAAAGAAUGACAAGUUCCGAUGGUGACUGUUAUGUACCACCCCCACCUGCCACCGGCAUGGAUGACAACCAAGAUGGCGACCAGAGAAAUGAUGGCCCAAUUGAACCUCGUUACCAAGGAGGAUCUAUUCCAUCAUAUGCCUUUCGAAUGUUACAGGAAAUGACAGAUGCAAGUGAAGAUGGAGGUCCUCUUCCACCCUCAGUUUUACACAAACCUAAGAAAACAACGAAACUUCAACUACACAUUGGUGAACCCCAGCCACCUCGCCCCCAACAACAAAAUAGUAUACCUUCUCCACAACAACAGUACAACCAACACCCUUCUCAACAAUCCUUUACUCGACAACAGUACCAACAAUCCUCUCCUCAACAACCGUUUCCUCGACAACAGUACCAACAAUCUUCUCCUCAACAAUCGUUUCCUCGACAACAGUACCAACAAUCCUCUCCUCAACAACCGUUUCCUCGACAACAGUACCAACAAUCAUCUCCUCAACAACCGUUUCCUCGACAACAGUACCAACAAUCAUCUCCCCAACAACCGUUUCCUCGACAACAGUACCAACAAUCAUCUCCCCAACAACCGUUUCCUCGACAACAGUACCAACAAUCAUCUCCUCAACAACCGUUUCCUCGACAACAGUACCAAGAUCCGUUUGAUCGACAACAAUACCAACAAUCAUAUUAUGAACCUGAAGUUCCAGAAGAACCAAAAAUAUACACGGGUGGUAAAAUACCAUCGCGAUCUUUUCGAAUGUUGCAGACAAUGACAGGAGAGAGCCCUCUACUGGAUGGAGAGGGCGGUACUGAUUUUUAAGGUCUGUAAUCGGUGACUAUUAAACGGAAGAAGAAGAGGUCGCACGUGACAAUGAUGCUACCAAACGAGUUGAUCUCAAGAUCAGAUACUCCAGCUUUCAAAUAAUGCGUGUUACCAAAAGAAGGGCUUCUCGCGUCUGGGAGGGAGAGCAUUUAGAUAGUGUGCAUAAUAUAUAUUUUUAGGUUACUUUUUCUAGGUGUUUGUUUACCAAACACUAGUACUUGACUGGCAACGCUAGGAAUGAUAAGUUAAUAUCGUUGAUGAAGUUCCAGAAAGGUCUACAAACUCUGAUAUACUAAUAACUUAACCGUGCUUUUUUCGUCAGUUAUCUUGUAACUGACUUAAGGCUUGAAUACAAAUAUUAUCAACUGUACUUGUGUUUCUCCUAACGAUUAAAGUAGGCUGCCCAAAAGUUGAAUCUCUUGCUCUUUUGAGUGAUUGAAUAUCAGUGUUUUAAAAUAUAUUAGUCGUUGUCGGCUUGUCACACAAAUUUAAUAGUUUUAGUUAACGGUAUGUAUCUAUAUAUGUUUGUGCCAGUAACAUGUUUAGUAUUAUUGAUCUGAAUGUUAUUCAAGCAAGGAUUUUGGGUUGAAAUUGAUAAUUAUAAGUUUAGGAACUUAUUUAUAAUUAGGUACUAUAUUGUAUAAAGUUCUUCUAGGAUUUAAGAAAUUAAUAUGUUCGCAUUUUUAAAUAGAAAGUGAAUCAAAUGUAUACUUUUUUAAACGAAAUCUGAGGUUAUCCAAUGAUAAAAGGCGAAACAGAUAUAUACACUAAACGCAAUCUGAGGUUAUCCAAUGAUAGAAAGCGAAACAGAUAUAUACACUAAACGCAAUCUGAGGUUAUCCAAUGAUAGAAAGCGAAACAGAUAUAUACAUUAAACGAAAUCUGAGGUUAUCCAAUGAUAGAAAGCGAAACAGAUAUAUACAUUAA